UCAGCCGGAAUCACGUGACUAAAUCACACUAUAUAAGGCGUGGACAGAAUCCAUACUGUCUCUUUCAUCCGGAGAAACCCAGUUCACCGGACCAAGCAAGUCGGUUACGUCAAGGAGUCGACGGAGUACCACGUGCAGUUCCCGACGCCCGUUUGGCUUCCCAGAAAAGGAAUGGCUUCUCAGAAACCAUCGAUUCCGGCAGGGAAGGAGGUACCGGUUCCACGUCGUGGUGCCGGUGGUCAGCGCCAACCCAGGCAGGAGGAUGGGCAGAGACCUCAGGUGGUGGUGGUGCAACAGCAGCCGCCGCCUCCGCCGCCGCCUCCGCCGCCGCAGGUUCAGCCAGACAUCCCUCAAGAAGUCCCUCAAGAUCAGGCAGGGCAAGAUGCUCGUCAGGAGCCUCCAGGAGCUCAAGUGCAGGACCCACAGCAGGGACAGCAACAGCAAGGAGAACAAGCUGUGGCUGGAGGACAAGCUCAGACGGACAUCGCGGCGCUAGUGACGGAGUUGAAUGCUCUGAAGCAGCAGGUUGGGGCUAUGCGAGGGGGACGCUCUUCAGAUGACAUCAAGGAGGAGCUAGUCCAGUACGCGGGUAGACCUGGAGCGGCAUUUGACCCUCAUCGUGCCCUGGCACUGGUGGAAACUCUGGUGAUGCAGGCUCGUAGGGAGGGACACAAGAAGGCUCACGAGUAUUCCAUCAUUCUUGACCAAAUAUAUCCGCUGGCACGAGAAGAUUUCUUUAGACAAUUGAUUGUGAAUCAGUUUGGAAGCACUUUAGAGAAGCAGGUGAACAAGGAAAUUGCUCAGUUUGUAAAAAACCAGGGUAAGAUCAUGCCUAGAGAAAGUAGAUCAAUGAAAGCGGUAAAGUAUGACAGCUUGAAACGUAGGGAGAGACAUGGCUUGGCCCAGGCACGCCCAGAUGAUAAGUGCUACCGCUGUCAUGGGUUAGGGCAUUUUGCGAGAGAUUGUACGAAAAGUAGAAAUGGUAAAAACUCUUGAAGGCAUGCUUAUAAUGAUUAAAGGCUGUGUGCUUGACGGAACGGUUAUCGAUAUCGACACGUGUGAAACUUUGGUCGGCUUUCCGACAUAACUGACUUGAUGUGUAGUUUUUUGUACUUGAUGUGAAAUAAAACUACUGAACAGCA
Messenger RNA from Branchiostoma floridae (Florida lancelet), 1142 nucleotides. RefSeq lists its product as uncharacterized. Gene Ontology annotation, molecular function: nucleic acid binding; zinc ion binding. Bases 172 to 996 code for a protein of 274 amino acids. NCBI's taxonomy places the organism in Eukaryota, Metazoa, Chordata, Leptocardii, Amphioxiformes, Branchiostomatidae. The transcript is spliced from 3 exons. The record is from RefSeq and is a predicted model, not a curated record.